AUGGGAGAAGUAUCUCUCAACAAUGGCAACGCCAAGUACGAGCGUAUUCCGUUUGGAAGUGAGAUGCUGAAACAAUUUCUCUUCGAUCCCGCCUACAAGAACCUCAACCAUGGCUCAUUUGGCGCCUUUCCUCGUGUGAUCAGAGACGCUCAACGAGUGUUUCAAGACGAGUGUGAAUCAUCCCCAGAUGAAUUCAUCUUCUACAAAUAUCCCAAGUUCCUGGAUGAAUCCCGUGCUGCGGCCGCCAAGCUCCUGGAUGUCCCGGUCGAUACUGUUGUUUUUGUAUCCAAUGCCACUCUCGGCGUCAACACAGUCCUUCGGAAUAUUCAGUGGCAUGAAGAUGGCCGGGACGAGGUUAUCUAUUUCAGUACGAUCUAUGGAGCGUGUGGCAAAACCGUCACCUACCUCUGUGAAUCCACCCGCAACCUAGUGCAAGCACGAACCGUUACCUUAAACUACCCGCUAUCGGAUGCCUCCGUCCUUGAGGGGUUCAAAAAAGCCAUUACCGCCUCCCGGGCAGACCGAAAGGUCCCACGUCUCGCAAUCUUCGACACUAUCUCUUCUGUCCCUGGUAUCCGCAUGCCAUUCGAGGGCCUCGUAAAAAUCUGCGCUGAAGAAGGCAUCCUCUCCCUCGUGGACGCCGCUCAUGGCAUAGGCCAGAUCCCACUCUCGCUCUCGACCCUGCAACCUGAUUUCUUCGUCACUAAUUUGCAUAAAUGGCUUUUUGUGCCUCGAGGCUGCGCACUGCUCUACGUGCCUUUUAAAAACCAAGCUUUGAUGCGCUCUAGCCUGCCUACAUCUCACUCAUUCACACCUCUGGUGAAAGGUCCCAGGUCGCUGAAUGGCUUCCCACCUAAUACCAAGACCGGGUUUGUGAAUAAUUUCGAGUUUGUCGGCACGAUCGACAAUUCCAAUUACCUGGUUGCGGCAGAGGCUAUCAAAUGGCGCCAAGAGGCGUGUGGUGGCGAAGAAGCUAUUCACGAUUAUUGCACAAAGCUCGUGAAGGAAGGUGGAAAACUUGUUGCGGAUAUCCUUGGUACUAAGAUCUUGGAUUAUGAGGAACAUGGUUUGACUGAUUGCUUCAUGAUCAACGUUCUUCUUCCUCUAGCCCUGACACCUACCUCCGCAGCUGUUCCUGACGCGGAUAAGCCAGCUGCUCAUUUCCAUACUGUGAAGGAGGAGCAUAGUUUUCUUGUUAGGCACUGGGCGCACCGGACUCUUGUUGAUGAUUAUAAGACAUAUAUCUUUCUUUACUUUUCUCGGGGCCAGUGGUGGGCAAGGUUGAGUGCCCAGGUUUAUUUGGAGAUGAGUGAUUUUGAGUGGGCGGGCCGGACGCUGAAGGAAAUUUGUGAGAGAGUUGGGAAAGAAGAGUUUUUGGUCUCGAGUUUAGAUAAGGAGGUUGAGGCGUUGGAGAAGGGAGUGGAAGGUGUGGGUUUGGCGGAGGCUUAG
Messenger RNA from Venustampulla echinocandica, 1449 nucleotides. Its product is annotated as PLP-dependent transferase. NCBI's taxonomy places the organism in Eukaryota, Fungi, Ascomycota, Leotiomycetes, Helotiales, Pleuroascaceae. The record is from RefSeq and is a predicted model, not a curated record. The transcript is spliced from 3 exons. Bases 1 to 1449 code for a protein of 482 amino acids.